This is a messenger RNA of Cryptomeria japonica (Japanese cedar), 387 nucleotides long. RefSeq lists its product as uncharacterized. The coding region runs from base 1 to 387 and encodes 128 amino acids. The record is from RefSeq and is a predicted model, not a curated record. The transcript has a single exon. Lineage: Eukaryota; Viridiplantae; Streptophyta; Pinopsida; Cupressales; Cupressaceae.
AUGCAAGGUGAAGGUGAAAAUAUUAAGCCUAUCAGAUAUGGUCCCUUUGAGAUCUUGGAAAAGAUCGGUACCAAUUCCUUUCGCCUUAAUCUUCCUCCAUAUAUGCAAAUUUACUCAGUUGUAAAUGUAGAAAAUCUAAAGUUGUACGAGCCUCCAAUGAUUCUGGAUGAAGAGGCUGAUGUUCAGGUCCCAUUAGUUGAUGACCUUUCACCUGAGUAUAUGUAUGAGCUGCCAAAAGAUGUCAUUCUUGACAGAAAUGUCAGAUCUUCAAAAAGAGGUGCUAUUGAGUACCUUAAAGUAGGACGUAAAGGGAUGCAUCUUGGAAAAGCACAAUGGAUGAAGGUUGAAAGAGUGAGGGAAUUGUAUGCUCACUUACUUUUCAAGUAA